Messenger RNA from Toxorhynchites rutilus septentrionalis, 4800 nucleotides. RefSeq names its product protein melted (gene melt). Lineage: Eukaryota; Metazoa; Arthropoda; Insecta; Diptera; Culicidae. Gene Ontology annotation, biological process: regulation of signal transduction. Bases 803 to 3967 code for a protein of 1054 amino acids. The transcript is spliced from 10 exons. Gene Ontology annotation, molecular function: phosphatidylinositol-5-phosphate binding. Gene Ontology annotation, cellular component: plasma membrane. The record is from RefSeq and is a predicted model, not a curated record.
GGACUCUCAUUCGUGCUGCACAGCUCGAACAAGUUACAACGUUCGUCGCUCGUAUUCGUUGUCGUCGUCGUGUCGGUUUCACGGACAGCACAAAUCAGCGCGUGCAAAACGGCAAAAUAUCGCGAUCAAAUAUCACACAUUCAGGAUUAUCAGUGAAUGGUGGUGAAUCAGGGAUGCAGUGAGUUGUUUUUCCAGAUCAGAUUGAGCUAGUUUUGUGGGCUAAAAGCCUAAUCCAAAAGGUGGGUGCUCCCGAUCGUGCCUCCGUUAAAUUACCCCUUCUUAGGCUGGUGUACUCCGAAGAUGUUCUUCAAACUGUUCGAAUUGUGGAAAACCACAAUUAUGCUGUAAGCAGAAUAUCCUCGAACCGUGUGCUGUCUCAACAAACCAGGAGUGCGAGGAAAACCCCAACCGGGACCGUCGAGCGCUGGACGACACCGGCAGAUUCCAUUAACUCCAAGUGUGCAGCUGCUGCUGCGACAACUGAAAAGUGUGAAAAAAGAAGAAAAACAGUCCCGCCCGAAAAUGUCCCGAGAAAAUCAAAUUCGCAGUGAUCGCGUUCCUUUCCGCAGGGAAGAGAUGCGUUAGAGAGAAAGCACAAGUAUGUGACGAGUGACUCGACAGCACGAUCAGCGCUGUCCCAAAUGGUGUGCUAAAUAUUGUGAAAGUGUGUUCUGUGUGCAUCCGAGAAACUGCCAAAAACCUGGGGGAUUGUGGUGCGUUGUGCGGGUGUUACCAAUGGGUGUGAAGAUUGACCUAAGGAAAAGAUACGUACGAGUUUAGCAGCAACCAGAGCCGAAAAACGAUGCACGACCUUUUCACGACCGUCCUUUCCAAGCGGGAUCUCUCUCGAGCCGGCGAACUUUUCUCAGUGGCCGACAGUGAGAUUGUCAACGAUUUGAGCGAUGUGCUGAAGGAAAUUUCCGCCAUCAUCAGCCAUGAGGAUUACCUCCAGAAUAGCAACGACCAGUCGGUAAUCGAGAUCUGCAUCAAUCGGGUCACAUCAUGCAUCAAAAAGACCAACACCAUCGAGAAGCACUGCGCCGGCCUAGUCGAUCUGCUGGAAACUUGCCUAAAAUACAACCUGAAGCCAUCCAGCAAGGAAGCCGAUUCGCCGCAUGCGAAAAUUUCCUCCGAUAUCAUUUCCAGUAUUUUCUUGAACUACAACAAAAAACACGUGAUGGAAGUGACACUGCCCGUGGCCGUCAAAUUCCUGAACAAGGGCAAUCUCGAGCUUUCCCGCAAUCUGGCAAGUUACCUUUCCUCGGCAGCAAUAGAAUAUUCCUAUCUGUUGUCACCGUACGUGAAACUCAUCCUAGAUUCCCUGCUUAAUGGGAACUAUGGAUUGUGUCACGUCCUGUCGCAAAUUUACGACGCCGCCCCGGAACCAAUCAACACCGAGGCAGAACGAUUCGUCGAAAUCAUUCCAAAAUGUGAUCUCCAAGAGCAGAUUGUGAUUCUCCAGCUACUGGGGGCCAUAGCCAAAAACAAACCGUCCUCUCUACUGGGUAGCAUUCCUCAGCUGUUCGAGCUGGCCCAGAAGCCAGCGAUAUCUGCUGCCGUUAUGUUGGUCAUCCUGAAGCUGGUAGAUUUCAAACCAAUAAAAAUGAGCGAAUACACGGAAUCCGUGAAAAACGUGGCGCAGGUCGUGCCACAAUCCGUCGGCUUCGCUGCGCAAAUCCUUUCGGCCAUUGGGAAAUCAAACAAAGAUCGGGCCCAAGUUGCGCUGGAUUUCGUUCUAGAGUAUUUGCCAAAAGCGGAUCGGAGCCUGCAAACCAUCCUGCUGAACGAAGCUACGAAACUGUGCACAAAAUUCCCGGUUCUGUUCACCGAUAAAGUAACUUCGGUUGUCCGCCAGCGUCAACUGAACAACAAUAACAACAACAAUCAAAUCAAACUGACGCAGGGUGGCGUUACCAUAGUCAAUUUGAAUUCCUCUGCCACAUUACCAGUAUCGACAACUGCCUCCUCGAUGGCUUCGUCAGCGAUCAUUCCCAAAACCCCAAACGUAGCGGUCAUAAGCAAUAGUGUGACGAUGCCCAGCACCGGCCACAAUCUGGUGUCGACCACAGUUAUCAAUACUUCGAACGGAACAACUACCACUUCCACCAUCCAUCCGGCCCUGUUAACGAAUUUCGUUAACACGGCCAACGCGACGCCGGCGGCAAAUGUUCCGCCAACUCCACCACAUACCGGGUACACGCGACGAGCGAAGCUGGGUGAUUCCCGAAGUACCGGCCGAUUACAUUCCGGUGGGGGCGGAAACAAGAGCAUGACGAGGCUUAACAUCGCAGGGGGUUCGGUUGGAGGCCUACAUAAAUCUAUGACCAGGCUCAGCUCCUCGCAGUUACUUGGGCAAUACAAUGGCGAUACGGGUGCGCUGGACGAAUCCGGCAAGCCACAUCACGGCACCAGUGGGGGAACGGGAGGAACCGGAGUCAGCGGUGGAGUUAGCGGAGCUGGUGGCAUCGAUGGAAGCAGUGCGGGUGGUGGUUCCAACUCAAACAGCAACAUCCUGAAUAGCAAUUCCAGUGGGAAUGUUGGAAUCGCUUUCGCCAAUAAAAACAAUAGCGUGCAGAACUUUUCCUCUCCGAUACCGCCUCCCUUGAGUCAACAUGUGACGAUUACGGGCGAAAAUAAGUGGGGCAUCCCUCAGACAAAAAUCACCUCUGGAGGAGUUACCGUUACAACAUCUCCGACACGUGCUCAAAGGCCAUACUCGCAGGGUCCCAAUACACUGAUGGGAUCAACGGGAGCACUCGGGAAAAACUCUCUCGGAGGUUUGAAUCAGUCAACCGGGUCGAUCGGAAUGGUGCAGGUGCAUCACGCUUCUCCGGCCUCACCGACAAUGUUCAACAAUCACUCCCAGCAAACAUCACCCCAGUUGACAACACUCUCGCUCAAUUCAAACGCAGACGCCAGCAAUCAGGUCAGCGUUUCCGGUCCCGCUACCGUCACAUCACGACGAAACGACAACCGCAGUGUAACGCUUCUGAACGCCAGCAACACUGUGAACCAACGAAUGAGUGUUUUCGAGCCAUACCCAAUGCGUGACACAAUACAGCACUUCUGCGAGAAGCAUUUGGACAAAAUUAAAGCGUUCACGGAGAGUGUUGCCCAACGAUUGCCCCCACCUGCAAAGUGCAUCAUUGAGGAGCGCCGAGCGAAGAAGAUGGCUAAGCUGCAUUUCGCUUGCCAAGUUCGUGGCCCACACUGUCUGUACUCACGCACGAUGUUUACGAUGCGGACGCGUAACCCGCGCACCUGGAUACAUCUGAUGUUUUUGGAUCUGCAGGCUCGGGCACCCCAGAAUGCGCUCAGCAGUUGGGAUCCGAGCGUGAGUAGACUGAAGCACUGCUGGGAUACGUUGAAGUGCGAGAACAGAACGUUCAUCACGCUGGUAACCAGUGCGUUCCCGAACGUGAAGGAACAGGAGACACUGGUCAACGAGCUGCGGAAUGCUGGCUUCUUCGAUGUUUUCGAGCUAGGGGCGGUCAGCACGCCGGAUCAAGCGAGCAGUGAGGAUUUGCAGUUUCAGUGGGGCUGCUUCCUAUGCAAUCACCCGGAAAAAGCAAUGGACUUCUUGCACGGAAACAAUCAGCCAGUCAUCGAAGGGCAACUCAAGGAAAAGAAAGGAAAAUGGCGGCUAUUUCGUCGAUGGCGCACACGUUAUUUCACCCUGUCCGGUGCUCACUUGUCCUGCAAAGGAUCGACUGGCGGUGAGAGUAUCGAUGUGAAUCAGAUUCGAUCUGUCAAGGUAUCAAGGGGAGCACGAAACAUCCCAAAGGCGUUCGAAAUCUUCACCGGGGAUCAAACGUUGAUAUUGAAGCCAAAGGAUGGCAACAAAGCGGAGGAAUGGGUCCAAUGCCUAAGUAUUGUGCUGGCACACUCGCAGGCACGUGACAGUCCGACCACACGCACCAACAGUCUUCCUGCGCGCAGCAUCGGAAACAGUCGGACUGUAUUCUAGACAUAUCAAUUCACACACAUCAGUAGCGAAUAGUUAAGAGAACAUGAAAGACUAAACAUAAUGUAAACUAAUGUAAUAUCCGUGUACUUAAUGGUAACCACAGAACAGCAUUUCCUUCCAUAUCGUCUACUUAAAAGUGUAAGAAAGAUAUAAUUCAGCAAACGGACAGUGCGUUAUAUAAAUUAUCUAGACAAUCUAACUGGUGGUAUAACAUACAGAUAACGAAACAUUUUUAUAAACAUAAGUACCGGAGGCCAAGCACACCGCGCUAUGUCAAUUGCAAAUUGAUUUCAAAGCAAGUAUUGAUGAAUGAAGCACAUCAAAAACACACCGAUUGUAUUUCCGGAUCCUUCCUAAGAAACAUAUGUGAAAACGAGUGGCUAAUUUUUACACUAUUUGUAAGUAUCUAUUUGUACUCGAGGUCUAUUUAUUGCCAAUUUCUCUACACCUUGAUGAAGCAAUCGAGCAGAAGAUAUUCGUUUUACACACUCCCCUCACAAUCUAUUGACUAGUUCGUAAGCUGACAGAAACAGAGAUGAUGAGAUGAGAUGCGAUUUUGUUAUGUUUUUAUUUACUACAAUAUGCCAACUUAAGAAAAAGAGAUAUAUACAUUAUCCUAGCAUUACUACUACCUUGAAAGACUUUGGAAAAUCAAUCAUGCAGGUCAGAUUAUUUAUUGGAAAAUGAAAUUAAACAGAUUGUAUUAUUGGUGUUGAAGAUGUGCAGAAAAUUGUUGUUCCCUAGGAUAAAUUUUCUAAGUGUUUCUGGUCUGAUAAACUUUUACGUCCCUAGUGAAAAAUUAAACUGAAAUCGAAUGCAGCUGUGUGUUCUUU